UAUAAAACAGGUUGGGUGGAAAUAGUCUUGGCUCGAAACAGGUAGAAAAAUAACACCUAUGGACAUAGGACUGCGGCCGAUUGUUGCUGCUGACCUAAUUAUUCAGCGUAUGUGGACUGGACUGUAACUUGGUGGAUGCGGUAUUAUCCCGGGGCUCCCAGUAGGUGACGUGACUGUAGAGCCCCACCCUCAGUUUAAAACAGAAAGCACUGAGGAAGCUGUGGUGAAAAAAGUUUCACCUAACAGACUCGCUUUGAGAUUCAAUCAGGACUGUCAGGCCAGCGAGGACAAGUUAGCCGACGUCUACAGUUUUGGUGAUACCUCUGUCUUCGUCCACCAUGAGCACUCAGGCCGCUGAUAGCAAACCUGGUCCAGCAGAAAGUGAGCAGGAGAAGGAGCCGCUGAGGAUCAUGCUUCUUGGAAAAUGUGGUGCAGGCAAGAGCUCGAGUGGGAACACCAUCCUCAAUAAAAUGGUGUUCAGGUCAGAGAUGAAGCUGGGCAGCGUCACUGUUCACUGUGAAAAAGAGUCCGGGGUGGUUGGAGAUAUACCUGUCGAUGUGAUUGACACACCUGGGCUUUUCGAGAAGGGAAGCAACAAGGAGGACAUCAUCCGAGAGAUUCUUCAACGUCUGAAACUCCAGGAACCAGGACCCCACGUCUUUGCAUAUGUUGUUCCUUUAGGAAGGCUGACUCAGGAAGACCAAGACACCCACACGCUGAUUGAAGCAAAGUUUGGCCCAAGAGUGUGGGACUACACCAUCGUGCUGUUCACCCACGGCGAUCGCCUGGAAAACAAAACAAUAAACGACAUCAUUACUGAGAGCGACGAGAACCUCCGCAACUUCAUACGCAAGUGUAGCGGUGGCUUCCACGUCUUCAACAACAAAACCCCGGAGGACCAGAAGCAGGUCACAACUUUUAUGGAGAAGAUCGAGACCCUGGUGGCCCUGAAUGGAGGUAGUUACUACAAGACAGAGCUGUAUCCUGAGAAGGAGAGGAAAAUCAGAGAAAGACAGGAAAGCAUCCUUGCAGAGAGACAAGAAGAAAUCAGCAAAAAGGAGGAAAAUCUGAGGGAGCAUCACAAGGAUGAAGACCUAAAGAAGAAAAAGACAAAGCUGUGGAGACAAGAGGAGGAAAGGGCAAGAAAAGACGCAGAGGGGGAGUUGUGCAGCAAGUCCUACAUCAUGAAGAGCAUCCUGUUGCUGGCUGUAUUGUGUCUACUGUUAUGUUGGGAUCUUGGGGUAGCAGCUAAAUGGCUUUGUGGAAUAGGAAUCAUUUUAAUUGUGGCGUCUUUUAAGAUUUUUCCAAUUAUUAGAAGAAAAAUACCAGGUCUUUCUAAGAAAAAGAAAUAGAUGAGCUUUUACUUUGUUAGUGAUUUAUAGUUCAAAUGUGUGACAGAUGAUAUAUCUAACUGAUUUAAUUAACAAAAAUCAUUUUCAUACAAAUUUGUCUGUCCAUAAUUAGAAAAUAUAGUCAUCUGAUAUCAUCUCAUUAAUCUCAUAUUUAAUCAGAUAACAGAACUGUAAAAAUGCUAAUGAAAACAAUAUUUAAAGUACUACACAAAAGUGUCGGCCUACCACUUUUUCUUUAUAUUUUACUAGGAAAAAAAGUAGAUGCAAGGA
Molecule: messenger RNA, 1622 nt
Organism: Oreochromis niloticus (Nile tilapia)
Lineage: Eukaryota; Metazoa; Chordata; Actinopteri; Cichliformes; Cichlidae
Product: GTPase IMAP family member 7
Exons: 2
Coding region: 339-1352 (337 amino acids)
Molecular function (GO): GTP binding
Source: RefSeq, a predicted model, not a curated record